CUGGAAUUACUUGACGUACAUUUCAAAAGUCUCAGCUCUUUUGGGAACCGAAAGUUCUUUUGAUCUCAGAUAUGAGAAAUCGAGCUGUUCUGCCCCUUGCUGCUGUAAUAGUUGUCCUCCUAAUAACCUGGGCAGUCUCCUUCAAUUCAUUCGAUGUACAGGAGAAAGCAAGGAAUAUUCUCAGGUUCAAUAGAGUUAAGGUUACCAAACCAAAAUUAAAAACAGUUACAACAGCACCCAAGGCAAAGUGCGGCCUCUCCAGAGUCUGUCCGCCCGACCAUUUUGCUUUUAACAUCGUCAGCGGAGCAGCUAAUGUAGUCGGACCAAAGAUAUGUUUUGAGGGUAAAAUCAUUAUGAGCAAUGUGAAGAAUAAUGUGGGAUCAGGAUUGAACAUUGUGGUUGUAAAUGGUGGAAAUGGAGAUGUGGAAACAUCUGCCUACCUUAAUAUGCAAAUUGGAAAUGCAGAUGACAUCCUGGCAUACCUGAAGAACAUAGAUCCUGGAAUGAUUGUCUUGGUGGCCUCGUUUGAUGAUGUGACAGCAAAAAUGACAGACGAGAUGAGGGAGGUGUUUUUCGGAAUGGGAAGCACUUUGAUCACGUCUGUGAAGCACAGAGAUAACUGGGUGUUUGCUGGAGGAGCAGGGAGAGACAACAAAAGCCUCUUUGAGAUGCAAGCUGCUAAUGAUGAGAGCACCAACGUUUAUGGAGAUUGGCCGGAGAUUGUGGAGCUGUCUGGCUGCUACCCAAGGACCCUUACUGAUGGAAAAGUUUUGUGAUGAAAAGGAGAACAUGACUUAUUUAGUACUUCACUGUGGAAAUUCAAUAUUACUUAUUCACAAUGUUUUUGACACAUUGAGUAACUGUUUAUAGUUUACUUGUGGCUUUAGUUAGAGUUAGUAUUAAGACGUCUGAGCCAAAUUUGUCAUUAAUGAUUCUGGGUUAUCUAAAUAAAAUUGACCGGACUUGA
Messenger RNA from Gymnodraco acuticeps, 967 nucleotides. RefSeq lists its product as uncharacterized. The record is from RefSeq and is a predicted model, not a curated record. NCBI's taxonomy places the organism in Eukaryota, Metazoa, Chordata, Actinopteri, Perciformes, Bathydraconidae. The transcript has 9 exons. The coding region runs from base 72 to 776 and encodes 234 amino acids.